AUGGAGACAUAUAGUUUAGAUGUAAGUGACAUAUUAAAGCCAACAGAUGUCACUGAAAGGAAAUCAAAAAUCAUCUGCACUCUUGGCCCGUCUUGCUCGACUCUUGAAGUUUUGCUACAAAUGCUAGAUGCUGGUAUGAACGUCGCAAGACUAAACUUCUCUCAUGGUGAUCAUGAAUCUCAUGCAGAAAUGGUCAACAAAUUGAGGGAGGCUAAGAAGCUCAGGCCAGGCAACUCCUGUGGGAUCUUACUUGAUACUAAAGGACCAGAAAUCAGAACAGGAUAUUUGAAGGAUCACAAGCCGGUUUCUUUUACAAAGGAUCAGGAGCUUGAAAUCUUGACUGAUUACGAAAUUGAAGGGGAUAGCACCAAAAUAACUUGCAGUUAUGAAGCAUUGCCCACCACAGUCAAACCUGACGACCAGAUUCUCAUAGCUGAUGGUGCUGUAGUCUGACAUGUCCUUGAAUGUUCCAAAGAUUCAGUGAAGGUUAGAGUCAUGAAUGAUGCCACUAUUGGGGAGAAGAAGAACAUGAACUUGCCAGGCAUAGAAGUUCAAUUACCCACACUGACAGAGCAAGAUGAAUUAGACCUGGUGGAUUUCGGUAUUAAGGAAGGAGUAGAUAUUAUUGCAGCCUCUUUUAUCAGAAAAGCAUCUGAUGUAGAAUACAUUAGAGAUGUAUUGGGACCCAGAGGAGCAUACAUCAAGAUUAUAUCCAAGAUCGAGAAUCAAGAAGGAUUAGAAAAUUUUGAUGAGAUCUUGAAGGUCUCUGAUGGAAUUAUGGUUGCAAGAGGAGAUCUUGGAAUGGAAAUUCCCACAGAAAAAGUAUUCUUGGCUCAAAAAUACAUGGUUCAAAAAUGAAAUUCUUGGUCAAAACCGUGCAUUGUAGCAACACAAAUGUUAGAAUCAAUGGUUAAGAAUCCUAGACCAACAAGAGCAGAGGCUAGUGAUGUUGCUAAUGCCAUACUUGAUGGAGCAGAUUGAGUGAUGCUCUCUGGUGAGACAGCUGGAGGGAAAUUCCCAGUCCAAGCAGUAAAAAUGAUGGCAAAAAUUGCAACUGAGGCAGAAGGAACAAUUAAUUAUCCCAAAUUACACCUAGAAUUGGUUAGCAAAUCUCCUACUUUAAUCGAGACAAAUGAGCUCUUGGCCUCAGCUUGUGCUCAAGCUGCUUUUGGAUUGAAUAUAGACCUUAUCAUUGUCAUAACUAGAACAGGAAGGAUGGCUAGAUUGGUGUCUAAAUAUCGUCCAUCUCAAAAGAUUCUUGCAUGCAGCACUUCUUUUCCAGUGGUUCGUCAAAUAAAUCUAAUGAGAGGAUGUAUUGGAUACAGAGUCCCUUCCUUCCAAGGAAUCGAUAAGAUUCUACAAAAUCUCAUAAAGGCUGCCAAGAGCAUGGGCUAUUGAAGUUCAGGUAAUGUAGUUAUUGCCCUAAGAGCAAACAGUGAUCACAAUCAAGCCCAAUCGAAUAUGAUGGAAAUCUUUGAAAUUGAAUAA
Messenger RNA from Moneuplotes crassus, 1488 nucleotides. Lineage: Eukaryota; Ciliophora; Spirotrichea; Euplotida; Euplotidae. The record is from the annotation of a GenBank genome assembly.